Phaedon cochleariae (mustard beetle) is the source of this 451-nucleotide messenger RNA. Lineage: Eukaryota; Metazoa; Arthropoda; Insecta; Coleoptera; Chrysomelidae. The record is from the annotation of a GenBank genome assembly.
AUGCAACGACCUCUCGAUGCCAAGGUAAACUAGAAGGUUAACUAGUCUUUUAUGGAUAAAAAUUAUCUCCUCAUAUAUCAAGAAUAUUAUUUUUGUACCCGAUUCGAUUGCUUGUAGCAGACAUGAUUUCGUUAAGAAUUUUGGUGUUUUGUGCUUUUGUGGUUUGCAAGGCGUUGGUUGUUGAAGAAAUUUGCGAGACACCACUCGCCACUGCAGGUCUUUGUGUGAACCUGCAAGAGUGUCCAUCGAUAUACGCGAUGUCCACCGAUUUUGGCAGCCAGCUCACUCUGGACAGACUGAAUUUUCUGAUACGAUCUCAAUGCGGAUAUCUCGGCAACAAUCCGAAAGUAUGCUGCCCAGCCACAGAAGUUGCUCGAUAGGAAUCAAGAUGAAAAUGGAUGCUUCUUAUACAGUGUGUAUCAGCCAAGUGGAAACAAUUCGAUAAUGAAUA